This is a messenger RNA of Penicillium samsonianum, 978 nucleotides long. RefSeq lists its product as uncharacterized. The coding region runs from base 1 to 978 and encodes 325 amino acids. NCBI's taxonomy places the organism in Eukaryota, Fungi, Ascomycota, Eurotiomycetes, Eurotiales, Aspergillaceae. The transcript has a single exon. The record is from RefSeq and is a predicted model, not a curated record.
AUGGCCACCCGAAUCGCCAGCAGCAUUUCAAACUCCUUCGUUAACGGCUACGGUCCAUCCGACAUAGCUAGCACAGGCAUCUUUACCGCCUUCGCUGCACUAGCCUGGUACAACGUCAUCGAGCUCAUUAUCCUCUGCUUCUUCUCCUUCAAACGCUGGAACGGCACCUACUUCUGGAGCCUACUCAUCUCCUCCGUCUGCAUCAUACCAUACUGCCUCGGCUUCGUCCUUCUCUUCUUCCGGACCGGCGUCACUCCCUUUCUAUGUGUGACCCUCAUCAUAAUAGGCUGGUACGGCAUGGUCACCGGCCAGUCGGUCGUUUUGUGGUCGCGGCUGCAUCUAGUGCUGCAGAAUCGGAAGCUGCUGCGCGGUGUGCUGUGGAUGAUCUGUAUUGACGCUUUCAUUUUCCAUGUCCCGACCACGGUCUUUUUGUACGGGACUGUUGCUCAACCGACCAGUCACUGGGCCCGCGCGUACGAUGUCAUGGAGCGCGUUCAGCUCGUCGGUUUCUGCGUGCAGGAAUUAGUUAUAUCCAGCAUCUACGUCUGGGAGACGGUUAAGUUGCUUCAUCUCAGGCCCGAAGGUCGUCCUCAUGGAAUUCUUAACCAGUUGCUGGUUAUCAAUAUCCUUAUCCUUGUGUUGGAUGUAUCGGUCGUCGUCAUCGAAUAUGUCGGCUACUAUGCCGUGCAGGUCAUGUUCAAGCCUGUCGCUUAUAGUAUUAAGUUGAAGCUUGAAUAUGCUAUCCUUGGUAAGCUGAUCGCGAUUGCGCGCGGUGGCUCCUCCGACAGUCAGCAAAUACACUCUAGCGCGCGGGAGAUCAACGAGACUAGCUCGGUUCCGUCGGAUGGAGAUCGGGUUCCGAAUCCGGUGUGGCCGAUGCGGGAUCGUCUCCAGUUCAGUCCGCCGUGGCUUUGGGAAGGGAGGAGCUCCGGCUAUUCUACAUCUACUUCAUCUGGUGUUCUGCCGAAUCCAUGGUAA